This is a messenger RNA of Fomitopsis serialis, 1797 nucleotides long. Its product is annotated as L-methionine transporter. The record is from RefSeq and is a predicted model, not a curated record. Gene Ontology annotation, cellular component: membrane. The coding region runs from base 1 to 1797 and encodes 598 amino acids. Gene Ontology annotation, biological process: amino acid transmembrane transport. The transcript is spliced from 13 exons. Lineage: Eukaryota; Fungi; Basidiomycota; Agaricomycetes; Polyporales; Fomitopsidaceae. Gene Ontology annotation, molecular function: L-amino acid transmembrane transporter activity.
AUGAACCCAGGCUCGUCCACGCUCUUCGAUGCGCUCAAGUCGCCCUCCAGCUUGAGCCCCCAUCUUCCGAACCCGAGCUACAAGCGAACUGUUCUCUCGCCUCGCGCUUCUCUCGACUCCGAUGACUCUGACUUACGCGACCUCGAGAUCUCCGAGGGCCUCCUUCUCGUCGAUGCGCCGAUCAGUGCGCGGGGGAAGGCGUAUCCGCUCACUCCCCUCGAUUUUGAGCACGAUCUUCUCCCGCUCACAGCAGGGUUAAGCAAUGCUGAUGGGUUCGCUGCUGCUGCCGCAGCACAGCCGAAGACGCUGGGUCUUCUCAAUGGCAUCGCCCUCAUUGUAGGGCUGCAGAUUGGCUCAGGGAUAUUCUCUGCCCCUGGAGUCGUCAUCGCUAACAUGCACUCCGUCGGUGCAAGCCUCGGCAUAUGGCUCGGUGCGGGUCUGCUCGCAUGGACCGGCGCGAGCAGCUUUGCGGAGCUCGGCUCGUCCAUCCCCGUCAACGGCGGCGCCCAAGCUUACCUGCACUACGCGUACGGCCCGCUCGUCGCAUAUCUCUUCGCAUGGACCGCUAUCAUCGUCCUCAGCCCUGGCGGGAACGCUGUAAUCAGCUUGGUAUUUGCGGAGUACCUCAAUCGGCUGUUCUGGCACAGCACGAGUGCGGAUGCGUCCCCCGAUAGUAUCCCGCAAUGGGCUGUCAAGCUCACUGCGGUAUCUGCCAUCCUUUUCGUAUUCCUCAUAUGCGUUGCCACUCCCAACGCAGCGCCCCGCAUGGCGGUGAUGUUCACCGCGGUCAAGAUCUCAAUCACCGUCCUCGGCCUCGUGCAGCUCGCUCGCGGACAGGCGUCCUCCUCGCUCACGUCCGAACCCUUCUUCGCGUCGCCACUCUCCGGCGCGGGCGCAAGCUCGCUCGCACAGGCAGGGCCCUCUGAGAUUGCGCGUGCGCUCUACUCGGGUUUGUGGGCGUUCGACGGAUGGAACCAGGCGAACUACGUCGGCGGCGAGAUGAAGGACGCGCAGAGGAAUAUCCCGAGGGCGAUCCACUGUAGUAUGGGUGCUGUGAUCAUCCUUUUCUUCCUCGCGAACCUAUCGUACUUUGUCGUGCUCGACAAGGCAACCCUGGCGCGCAGUAACACCGUGGCCCUGGACUUUGGCCGCGCGCUCUUCGGUCCCGUCGGCGGGAUCGUCUUCGCGCUGAUGGUCGCCAUCUCAUGCUUCGGCGCCCUCAACGGCUCGGCCUUCACCUCGUCCCGUCUGAUCUACGCCGCGGGCAAGGAGGGUUACCUCCCCGCGGUGUUCGGGCAGCUCAACAAGCGCCUGCAGACACCGCUCAACGCGAUGGGCCUGCAGGCGACGCUGACGAUCACGUUCAUCGUCGUUGGGGGCGGCUUUCGGUCGCUGAUCAACUUCUCGGUCGUCGCCGCGUGGACGUUCUACUUCCUCACUGUCCUGGGUGUGCUGGUGCUGCGUAUGAAGGAGCCGCAAUUGGAACGGCCGUACAAGACGUGGCUUACUACGCCUAUAAUCUUCUGCGCCGUUUGCAUCUUCCUGCUGUCGAUGCCCAUCAAGGCCGCGCCGACGCAGGCGUUGGCCGCAAUAGGCUUUAUCCUGGCGGGCAUCCCCGUGUACUAUAUGACGCAGCGCGAAGAGCUCUCGUCCACGCUGAACGCCAUCUCGAUCGCGAAAGACCGGUUCGAACGAUUGCGCGCGAGGUGGGCGCACGGAGACGACUGGGAGGCGGUCUCGGCCGAGCGAGAGGACCACGUCGAGAUGGUCGAUAGCGCACGGACGUCUCUGAUGUAG